Molecule: messenger RNA, 681 nt
Organism: Fusarium coffeatum
Lineage: Eukaryota; Fungi; Ascomycota; Sordariomycetes; Hypocreales; Nectriaceae
Exons: 1
Coding region: 1-681 (226 amino acids)
Biological process (GO): oxidative demethylation
Molecular function (GO): demethylase activity; oxidoreductase activity
Source: RefSeq, a predicted model, not a curated record
AUGGAAGAACUUCAGAUCAAACCCUCGGGCAUUUUUAUGCAAUAUGACUUCAUCACGCCUGAGCAUGAAGAAAAGCUUAUUCACAUCUUUGAGAAUGAGUUAGAAUGGCCAACUCGCCCAGGACGACUCUCUCUCCACUAUGGCUACACCUUCAGCUAUAAAACAUUCGGAAUCGACGAAGAAACACCAUUCAAGCCUUUUCCGGAUUGGCUGGUACCUCUACUACCGACCACAGAAGGCCGACCACCUGAUCAAGUCUGUCUACAACAAUACGCCCCAGGCACAGGAAUACCACCCCACGUCGACACCCACGGUCCCUUCGAUCAACUAUACUCUUUAUCCCUCGGCUCACCACUCAUGAUGCAAUUCGCCAACAAAGAAACAGGAGAGAAAAUUGAGGUCGAUUUAUUACCAAGGAGUAUGAUGCAGAUGAGCGGUGAUUCACGAUUACACUGGACGCACGGUAUCAAGGCUCGUAAAACGGAUACGUUGUCUGAUGGGACUGUUAGGUUGAGGCAGGUUCGGUGGAGUCUUACGUACAGAUGGUUGAGGCCUGGGGCGGAGUGUGAAUGUGGGAAUGAGAAGCUUUGUGAUACAGCGCAGAGACGGAAUGGUGUUGAGAGGGAAUAUCGAUGGAAGCAAUACGAGGAGGAUGCGAAGAAAGAAACGCAGAUUGUUUAG